This is a messenger RNA of Penicillium longicatenatum, 1374 nucleotides long. RefSeq lists its product as uncharacterized. Gene Ontology annotation, biological process: proteolysis. Bases 1 to 1374 code for a protein of 457 amino acids. Gene Ontology annotation, molecular function: aspartic-type endopeptidase activity. The record is from RefSeq and is a predicted model, not a curated record. The transcript has 3 exons. Lineage: Eukaryota; Fungi; Ascomycota; Eurotiomycetes; Eurotiales; Aspergillaceae.
AUGCGCAGUGGAUGGGCCUGCCUACUAGGCUUGGCUGGUGUUGCCUUGACUAAUGCAUUGAGUCUGGAAAAGAGAGAUAACCCGGCGGUUCUUGCGGUGCCAAUGGUUCGCGACACUUCGCGUCAGCUUUCCAGGCGAUCGGGGACCAUCGGUGUCGGUCUUAACAACGAGCGAGUAUAUUAUAUAUCCUAUGUCGCAAACGUGACUUUUGGCACUCCGCCUCAGAAUUUCCUAGCUUACUUCGAUACCUGGGGCAAUGGAUGUUGGCUUGAAGGGGUGGAUGACUCUGAUUGCUAUCUCUACGGGGAUCGCUCCUCUUGUGGUGGAUAUGGAGGCUACAAUUUCACUGCCUCGACCACUGCCAAAAUGCUCGAUGAGAGAUUCUCAUACAAUGACUCUGGCACUAUCACAUCUGGGGACUAUGUGACCGACGUUUUCAGAAUUGGCAAUGUCACAGUGGACACUAUGAAAAUGGGGAUCGUGGAGGAUGAUGUGAUAACUGCCAACACUUUCGGACUCGGAUACGGAGAUGCAUCUUCCACCUCUCUGACCCAGGCAUUAGCCGAUGCCGGUGCCAUCAACUCUCCAGCUUUUAGUCUUUGGCGCCAGACGGCUCUGUUCGGCGGCGUUAACAGGGCCAAGUAUACUGGUCCUCUCUACACAUUCCCCAUAGUCAACGGAUCAGACCUUGUAAAAGCUUUCCGUAUCAACAUGACUGACAUCUCGAUCAACGAAACAUCCGCAGUGACCAACGACUUUCCGCUGGACGCUGUCUUCGAUACUGUGUUUGAUAUGACCUACGUGCCUAAAUCUGUGGCUCAGGCUCUGAAUGCCCAAAUCGGCACCGCCUCUGCUCCGGAUAGGUGGGGGCAAGUCAAUCUCUCUUGCAGUGCAGUGGGCGAGAACUCGACAAUAGAGUUUAAAUUCGGAGAAUUGGAGUUUCAAUUUUAUCUCAGCGAUUUCAUUACCCAAGAAAGUGAAACUGCCGCGAAAUAUGGGUGGAGUCCUGAUGAAGACACGUGCUAUUUCACGAUCUGUGAAAACAUGCAUUACCAAAAUGAGGGAAGCAUCAUUUUGGGCUCCAACUUCAUCAGCAAAACUUAUGCUGUUUUUGAUCUGGAAAAUGACGAGGUUUCAUUGGCCCUACCCAACUGGCGCAACGCUCCAGACGAUAUUGUCGAAAUCACAUCGGGGAAGAAUGGUGUGCCCGGCACGACGAGUGGUGUGACUUCGACGACAAGUGGGGUGUCUUCGACGACGAGUGGUGCGUCUGAGACGACGAAGCAUUCAGCCGCUACACGCACUGAAGCAGGCCUGGGUAUGGGAGCUUUGAUGUUCAGUGCUGCUCUGCAAAUCUUGGUCUUCUGGAUUUAA